Molecule: messenger RNA, 1204 nt
Organism: Scomber japonicus (chub mackerel)
Lineage: Eukaryota; Metazoa; Chordata; Actinopteri; Scombriformes; Scombridae
Gene: hs3st3l
Product: heparan sulfate (glucosamine) 3-O-sulfotransferase 3-like
Exons: 3
Coding region: 1-1092 (363 amino acids)
Molecular function (GO): [heparan sulfate]-glucosamine 3-sulfotransferase activity
Source: RefSeq, a predicted model, not a curated record
AUGGCAGUUUUUCACCACCACCACCAUCAUCAUCACCAUCACCCGAGCUCGGACCUGCGGCGGCUCUUCCACCGGCUCACCAUCGCGUCCUCUCUGAGCAUCCUCUGCUUCUCCCUGGUCUAUCUCCUCACUGGAUGCUGCGAGUCGGAGCUGACAGAGAACUCGGAGAUCAAGCCGGCCACCCGUGAGUUCCUGGUGUCAGGAUGGUCGUCCGAGAGGAACGGUUCCAGCGUCUCCAAAGACGGUGUUACCGGGGAUGGCGAAGGCGCUUUCGCCGGUUCUCUGGAGGCGAACAGCUCGGGGAAAGAAUGGACAGCCACCCGGAGGUUACCCCAGGCUCUCAUCAUAGGGGUUAAAAAAGGAGGCACCAGGGCUCUGUUGGAGUUUCUGCGGCUCCACCCGGACAUCCGCGCCCUGGGGUCGGAGCCGCACUUCUUUGACCGGCAUUACGCACGGGGAUUGGACUGGUACAGAAGUAUGAUGCCCAAAGCCCUGGACGGCCAGAUUGUAAUGGAGAAGACGCCUCGCUACUUUGUUACUGUGGAAACGCCAGCACGAGUCCACGCCAUGUCGCAAGAUGUGAAGCUAAUUGUAGUUGUCCGUGACCCCGUGACCCGAGCCAUAUCUGACUACACACAGAUCAUCUCUAAGACCCCUGACAUCCCUCCUUUUGAGACCCUUGCCUUUAAGAACCGCACCACAGGUCAGAUCGACUCUCUGUGGAGCCCGCUGUGGAUCGGCCUCUAUGCCCAGCACCUGGAGCGCUGGCUAGCCUGGUUCCCUAGGAAUCAGAUCCAUCUGGUCAGUGGUGAGAGGCUCAUCUCCGACCCAGCUGGAGAACUGGGGAAAGUCCAGGACUUUCUAGGCCUUCAGAGAAUUGUUACGGACAAACACUUCUAUUUCAACAAAACAAAAGGCUUCCCCUGCCUGAAGAAGCCAGAGGGCAGCAGUAAACCGCAUUGCCUGGGAAAGACAAAAGGGAGGACGCACGCUUCCAUCGACCCGGAGGUGAUGCAGAAACUGAGGGAUUUCUACAAGCCGCAUAACCAGCGCUUCUAUCAGAUGGUGGGCCAGGACUUUGGAUGGCAGUGACCGUUCUGAUUUAAUGAAACCAGUGGCUUUUGUUAGCAUUAUAUUGCUUUGGGUAGAAGCCCGUGCAAUUCUGCCAACUGACUGAGACAGAUAUGAAAACUCAAAGUACAAA